Messenger RNA from Oncorhynchus gorbuscha (pink salmon), 1763 nucleotides. RefSeq names its product guanine nucleotide-binding protein G(I)/G(S)/G(O) subunit gamma-5-like. Gene Ontology annotation, molecular function: G-protein beta-subunit binding. Lineage: Eukaryota; Metazoa; Chordata; Actinopteri; Salmoniformes; Salmonidae. Gene Ontology annotation, cellular component: heterotrimeric G-protein complex. The record is from RefSeq and is a predicted model, not a curated record. Gene Ontology annotation, biological process: G protein-coupled receptor signaling pathway. Bases 67 to 282 code for a protein of 71 amino acids. The transcript has 3 exons.
UCUGACCCUUUCUCUCACAGUCGCCCUAGUAAGGAUUCACCUACUUUCACUCUUCUGACCCUCGACAUGUCAAACAACAACGCCAGCAGCAACUUGGUCGUCGCUCAGAGAGUAGUGAAACAGCUGCGGUUGGAGGCCAGUGUCCGUAGGAUCAAGGUGUCCCAGGCUGCAGUGGACCUGAAGAACUACUGUCUGCAGAACGCUCAGCAGGACCCUCUCCUGAUGGGGGUCCCCUCCAGUGACAACCCCUUCAGACCCCCCAAGUCCUGCAGCCUGUUCUGAGCAGCAGUCAGUGUAUGGAGGAGGAGUUGUUGCUGUAUGUCCUAUGAGGGACCCUUCCUCUGCUCUCUCUACUGCUGGUCCAUUUGUGUGUUGCAGCUCUCCCAAUGUUAACCUCUAGCCUGAUCCCAGAUCUGGCAUGCCAAAGCAUGACAAUGACCAAAGAUGUUGGCAAGACCGCACAAACAGAUCUGGGACCAGGCUAGACAGUCCAUGUAUUAAGAUAAAGCCUAGUAGUGCCAUUAUACAUGUAUGUUCAGGAUGUUGAUGUGAUUUCCUAUUUGUUAUGAUGAUCAUGAUGAUGACAUUGUAUUUGGGUUGUAACUUCCUGAAAAUUCCCCAGUUUUCCAGAAAUUCCUGUUGUAAGAUUCCUGGAAUCGGGAGGGAAUAAGCAGAAAACCCAGGAAUCUUCUACUGGAAUUUCUGGAAAAAUCUGUCAAGUUUUGUAAAGUUACUGUAGUUCUCCAACCCUAACUUGUAUCUAUGCACUGUACUUUCCACCAGUAUGAUAUCAGCCUCUGACAGGCAGGCAGCCAGUGAAUGUGCCUUUGAGUUGUCUCCCAAAUAGCACCCUAUUCCCUAUAUAGUGCACUACUUUUGACCAGAGCCCUGUUCCCUAUAUAGUGCACUAUUUUUCACCAGAGCCCUGUUCCCUAUAUAGUGCACUACUUUUCACCAGAGCCCUGUUCCCUAUAUAGUGCACUACUUUUCACCAGAGCCCUGUUCCCUAUAUAGUGCCCUACUUUUGACCAGAGCCCUAUAGUGCAGUAUAUAGAGAAUAGGGUGUUAUUUGGGAUGCAACUUAUGUGUCUGACGACAUGUUCAGCACAAUAAGGAAGUGACCAACCGUUGAAUGUUUUAACCAGGGUACGUAUUGAUGUUUAACCUACAGUUCUAGCCGAUUGGCCUACAUGCUGUCUUGUCACCUUCUAUUGCUUGUGUUCCACGUGCAGUAUACUUCCUGGUACAAACUACCACAUGGUACAGGUUGACAUUCUCAACCCAGGGAUCCAGAACCAUAGAAUUAGAAUCUAGAAUUCAUGCAGAACACUAACCACAUCUCCCCAGUUGUACUCUAUACAAGAGACUGGCAGUUACAUGUUUCUUUUAAACUUUCGUCGACCUAUUUUAUGAAAUAAUCUGCCUUUUUAUCGAAGGGUUUGUUCAUUCGGUUGUGAUGAUACUAAUGUGAUCUUAAAUGUUACAUUGUUGUGCCCUCCUGUAACUUUUUUUUUAGGAAGACACUCCUGUCCUUGGCCUUUUUCCCUGGAAAUACUCAUGUCCUUCUCAUGGUUUUCCACUAGCCUACAUUCAGUCACAGAUAACACUAUAGCGUGGUUUUACACUAGCCUACAUUCAGUCACAGAUAACACUAUAGCGUGGUUUUACACUAGCCUACAUUCAGUCACAGAUAACACUAUAGCGUGGUUUUACACUAGCCUACAUUCAGUCACAGAUAACACUAUAGCGUGUUUUUACACUAG